UUGAAGGACAGGCAUCGAGUAGUUCUGGGAAUUUUCCAACUUUUGGUUGCAUAUCUCAAACUGUGUGUGACGCUGCUCCAGACCUGGGGGAUUUCACACUGCUGGACAAUAUUGGACAAUUCACCAGUGGACCAACUUGUUGUCAAGGAGACUUAUGUAAUGAUGGCACCAUAUCCCUGACAACAACUGCAGCUGCUCCAACUACAACUCCUCUGCAGUGUCUGAGCUGCUCAGAUGACUCCUGUUCAUCUCCAGUCUCAGUGCCCUGCUCCGCAGAGACCAUGUGUAUAACAGCCACCAUUAGAGAUGCUGAACUUGGACAAGCUGACACCGAGAGAUUCUUCAGAGGCUGCGCAACGUCCUCCGUGUGUCCAACCAUAGGAGAGCAGACAUUUUCAAUGGAUUUAGGCGUGGCCAGUGUUCUGGCAUCUGCCAGAUGUUGUGACACAGAUGACUGUAAUGUGGAGAAUCUUCCUGCUCCAGAUGCACAGACAGACAAUGGUGGACAAUGUUUUGCAUGUUUUCCUGGUCAAAGUGACUGUCAGUUAAGAUUUUCCUGUGCAGGAGUGGAGGACCGAUGCUUUGAAGGAGAGGCAUCGAGUAGUUCUGGGAAUUUUCCAACUUUUGGUUGCAUAUCUCAAACUGUGUGUGACGCUGCUCCAGACCUGGGGGAUUUCACACUGCUGGACAAUAUUGGACAAUUCACCAGUGGACCAACCUGUUGUCAAGGAAACUUAUGUAAUGAUGGCACCAUAUCCCUGACAACAACUGCAGCUGCUCCAACUACAACUCCUCUGCAGUGUCUGAGCUGCUCAGAUGACUCCUGUUCAUCUCCAGUCUCAGUGCCCUGCUCCGCAGAGACCAUGUGUAUAACAGCCACCAUUAGAGAUGCUGAAUUUUUUCGUACAACUGAAACCCAGAGAUUCUUCAGAGGCUGUGCAACGUCCUCCGUGUGUCCAACCAUAGGAGAGCAGACAUUUUCAAUGGAUUUAGGCUCAGUCAGUGUACUGGCAUCUGCCAGAUGUUGUGAUACAGAUGACUGUAAUGUGGAGAAUCUUCCUGCUCCAGAUCCACAGACAGACAAUGGUGGACGAUGUUUUAUAUGUUUUCCUGGUCAAAGUGAGUGUCAGUCAGUAUUUCCCUGUGCAGGAGUGGAGGACCGAUGCUUUCAAGGAGAGGCAUCCAGUGGUUCUGGGAGUAAUCCAGCUUUUGGUUGCAUAUCUCAAACUGUGUGUGACGCUGCUCCAGACCUGGGGGAUUUCACACUGCUGGACAAUAUUGGACAAUUCACCAGUGGACCAACUUGUUGUCAAGGACACUUUUGUAAUGAUGGCACCAUAUCCAGGAGAACAACUGCAGCUGCUCCAACUACAACUCCUCUCCAGUGUCUGAGCUGCUCAGAUGACUCCUGUUCAUCUCCAGUCUCAGUGCCCUGCUCCGCAGAGACCAUGUGUAUAACAGCCACCAUUAGAGAUGCUGAAGUUGGACAAGCUGAAAUCCAGAGAUUCUUCAGAGGCUGUGCAACGUCGUCCGUGUGUCCAACCAUAGGAGAGCGGACAUUUUCAAUGGAUUCAGGCUCAGCCAGUGUUCUGGCAUCUGCCAGAUGUUGUGACACAGAUGACUGUAAUGUGGAGAAUCUUCCUGCUCCAGAUCCACAGACAGAAAAUGGAGGAAUCUGUUUCAUAUGUCUUCCUGGUCAAAGUGAGUGUCAGGGAAGAUCAUUGUGUGAAGGAGUGGAGGACCGAUGCUUUGAAGGAGAUGCAUCGAGUGGUUCUGGGAGUAAUCCAGCUUUUGGUUGCAUAUCUCAAACUGUGUGUGACGCUGCUCCAGACCUGGGGGAUUUCACACUGCUGGACAAUAUUGGACCCUUCACCAGUGGACCAACCUGUUGUCAAGGAGACAGAUGUAAUGUUCGCCCCAUAUCCCUGAGAACAACUACAGCUGCUCCAACUACAACUCCUCAACCAACCCCAACAACUCCUGAACCAACACCUGAAUCAACUCCAACAACUCCUGAACCAACUACAAGUACUGAACAAGGGAAACUACCACCUCUCCGACUAUUUCGCCUAAAGCAGAAGCUACUCCGCCAACAACGACUACUUCGAAAGCAGCAACGGAAACUACUCGGCCAACUACGACUCGCUCGCCAAAAACACCAACAACUGGUUCGCCAGCAACAGCUGCUUGACCGACUGCAACUUGUUCAAAAAGGACAACAACAACUACAACGCCAUCUGCAAGGGGUUCGCCAACAACAACGACAAUUACUUCGCCAUCAACGUCGACUUCGCCAGCAACAACAAAAACUAAUUCGCCAACUACAAGUGCUUUGCCAAUGAAAACUACUAAUUAAAUGACAAAACUCCUGAUUUCAUGUUAGAAAAGAGCAAAAACAUGAGUUAUGGCCCACUCAGAAUCUCUUUUGGAGCAGGUUAAGACAAAAAAAAAAAGAAUGGUUUGGAAACAGAAACAGCCAAUGGCCAGUAGGAAUUGGAGCACUGAGACAAAAUCUUCUCCUUAGUUUGCUACACUGGGAAGAACAUGGGGAUUCUGUCUGUAGUGGGCUUUAAGACUACAGGAAAAAUAGGAAUCAGAUCAGUUUGAACUUGUUACAGUGUGUGGAGCUUACAGUAUUCUCUGUCGCUAACGGGACGCUAAUGGGACAAAGACAGCAUUGAUUUUCUCUAGAGACGUGAUGGAAGGGUUUAACAUAGUGUGAAAAGGGGUGAUUGGUUUGGAUUGAUAUUGAUUUGAAAGACUUUUGCACUUCAUGUGCUGAUAACACUGUACCACUGUAACACUGUGUUAGGCAAGUAUUCAUCAGUCAGAUCGAAUGGACCAAUAUCAGCGAUUUGAGGUUUUUAGAAGCCAGUGUUUUAUUUAAGAUCAACAAUAAACACAAACAGAAUAUUCUUAACAAUGUAUGAAAAAUAAACGAGAUAAUAAAGCCAC
Messenger RNA from Salarias fasciatus (jewelled blenny), 2955 nucleotides. RefSeq names its product mucin-5AC-like. The coding region runs from base 282 to 2342 and encodes 686 amino acids. The transcript has 11 exons. The record is from RefSeq and is a predicted model, not a curated record. NCBI's taxonomy places the organism in Eukaryota, Metazoa, Chordata, Actinopteri, Blenniiformes, Blenniidae.